AUGGCCAAAGUAGAAUUGAUUAAAGAUCCCCAAGUGUAUUUCGACUAUCUAUCGUCGGAUGAAAUCAAUGUUCUCGACGUGAGAUUCGUAAGCGACGAAAUGGUCGAGCUUCGUUACGAGUACAACGAGAACUUCGUCGAACCCAACGCCAAAACGAACGUAGUCAUCGCUGCUUUUACCACCGCUUAUGCCCGUCUCAAACUCUAUGGGGUGUUGGAUCAACUUCAGGAGCGAGUGUUAUAUUACGACACGGACUCUGUGAUAUUUGUUAGUAAACCCGACGAACCAGAACCACCGCUAGGUCCUUACCUAGGCCAGUUGACCGACGAAUUAAAAGAAGGACAUAUUACUACCUUCAUCUCGGGCGGACCGAAGAAUUACUGUUACAAGACUAGUACCAACAAGGUCGAGACGAAGAUACGGGGAUUACCUUAA
Messenger RNA from Paramuricea clavata, 435 nucleotides. The record is from the annotation of a GenBank genome assembly. NCBI's taxonomy places the organism in Eukaryota, Metazoa, Cnidaria, Anthozoa, Malacalcyonacea, Plexauridae.